This is a messenger RNA of Rotaria sp. Silwood1, 729 nucleotides long. The record is from the annotation of a GenBank genome assembly. Lineage: Eukaryota; Metazoa; Rotifera; Eurotatoria; Philodinida; Philodinidae.
AUGAUAUAUACCAGACCUGGUGACCGUGCUGCUCAAUCAUUCGGAUAUUUACUUACAGAAAUACAAUCUUUAAAAAAAUUGGAGUUAGAAUGUUCACACGGAAUUGACGUGAUAACUUACAUGCCUUCAAAUAUUGUUAAUGAUACUAUCAUAAAUUUAACAAUUUGGCUUUUCGAUAUUAAACGCUUGAUACCAUUACUUUAUCGAUUUCAAAAAUUAAGCAUGUUAACCAUAUACAUGCCUGAAGACUUAAUAAGGCCCAUGAAACGAGCAGCGCCACCACAGGAUGUCGAGUAUUAUCGAAGUCGAAUAGGAGAGAAAACAUCAAUGGCAUAUCCAGUUAGACUUCAUCACAUCAAAGUGUAUCAUUAUCCAUUGGUGCUAUUGGAAAAAUUUGAAAAACUUAUCCAAAUUACCACAUCCAAAACUUUAUUGACUCUGAGUCUAUUCACAUGUGCGCGACUGCCAGUGAAAACUCCAAUACCAAGGAGACAACCCCCAUUUCUUGAUAGUACACAAUGGCAUGAUAUAUUGAGAAAAUAUUUACCAUCAACAAUGAAAAGAUUCUACAUCGAAUACGAAGAUGUUGAUGAUACAAUGUCACGUACGAAUUCCACGCGAGUUAAGAAAGAAUUUAAACAACAUGGUGGAUCAAAUUUAUCAUGGGAAAUUUCAUUUACAUACAAUGAAAAUACAAAAUAUAUGUCCUUCGACUUAGCAAUUUCUUAG